AAUCCCAUCUCUCUCAAGUCUCAACUUACUUAUUAGGAAGGAGCACAUGAAAAUGGCAGCUCUUAACCUCAGCUCACUUGUUCUUGCCUCAUCCUUCCUGUUGCUGCUCUCCAGUUCUGCCAUUGCAGCAGCACCAGCACGAGCACCACCCCCACCCUCGUUGGAAGGGCUCCUCAGAAAUGGCAACUUUGAGAUCUCCCCCAAGUCGAGCAACCUCAAGAAGACGGUCAUCAUAGGCAAGCACUCGCUCCCCGAAUGGGAGAUCCACGGCCUCGUCGAGUACAUCUCCGGCGGGCCUCAGCCCGGCGGGAUGUUCUUCCCCGUAGCACACGGGGUCCAUGCGGUUCGCCUUGGGAACGAGGCCUCCAUCUCCCAAACGAUACCGGUCAAGCCAGGGUCGCUCUACGCCCUGACCUUUGGGGCAUCGAGGACCUGUGCGCAGGACGAGGUGCUGAGAGUGUCGGUGCCUCCGCUGUCGGGGGAUCUCCCGUUGCAGACGCUCUACAGCAGCGAUGGCGGGGACGUCUAUGCUUGGGGGUUCAAUGCCACUUCUAACGUGGCCAAAGUGAUCUUCCACAAUCCCGGGGUUCAGGAGGAUCCUGCCUGUGGCCCUCUCUUGGAUGCUGUUGCCAUUAAAGAGCUAUUCCCUCCAAAGCCCACCAGAGCUAACCUGGUUAAGAACCCUGGCUUCGAGGAAGGUCCUCACCGCCUCUUAAACUCAUCCAACGGAGUCCUCCUCCCUCCCAAACAGGAAGAUCUCACUUCCCCACUUCCCGGGUGGAUCAUCGAGUCCCUCAAGGCUGUGAAGUUCAUCGACAAGAAGCACUUCAACGUUCCGUUCGGGCUCGCCGCGGUGGAGCUUGUGGCGGGGAGAGAGAGCGCAAUAGCCCAGGUCAUCAGGACAGUCCCCAGCAAGUGCUACACGAUGACAUUCACCGUGGGGGAUGCCAAGAACGGCUGCCAUGGAUCUAUGAUGGUCGAAGCUUUCGCGGAUAAGGAGACCUUCAAAGUCCCCUUCCAGUCUAAGGGGAAGGGCACGUCCAAGACCGUGAGCUUCAAGUUCAAGGCCCUCGCAGCAAGGACAAGGCUCACCUUCUUCAGCUCAUACUACCACACGAGGAUUGAUGACUAUGGGUCCCUUUGUGGUCCUGUGCUCGACCAAGUUCAGUUUGCCCCACUGGCUAGAUGUUAGAUCUAUCUAGUAAUUAAUAAGAAAUAAAAUUAAAUUAGACGCAAAAAAGAAAAAAAAAAGGUUUAUUAAUAGCAAUAUACGGAGUCCACCAGGAACGGGUUUCCCCGUUUUCCAUUGAGAAUCUCUCCUUUUUUUUUUUUUUUUUUUUUUUAAAUUGAGGGUGUAUUUUCACCAUAGACCUAGAUCAGGCACAUGAUAAGCUCGUAAGUUGUCUGAAACAUUUAAUGGCCGUUCUCCGAAUUUUCCGUGCUAUUGUUGAAGAGAAGAUGCGAUCUGUAUUUGUAUUGUAUUGGCAAGAUAUUGCAAAAGGAAGCAAUUCAAAUGA
This is a messenger RNA of Punica granatum (pomegranate), 1517 nucleotides long. The record is from RefSeq and is a predicted model, not a curated record. Lineage: Eukaryota; Viridiplantae; Streptophyta; Magnoliopsida; Myrtales; Lythraceae.